Molecule: messenger RNA, 843 nt
Organism: Aspergillus candidus
Lineage: Eukaryota; Fungi; Ascomycota; Eurotiomycetes; Eurotiales; Aspergillaceae
Product: SDR family oxidoreductase
Exons: 3
Coding region: 1-843 (280 amino acids)
Biological process (GO): triglyceride catabolic process; phosphatidic acid biosynthetic process
Cellular component (GO): endoplasmic reticulum; lipid droplet
Molecular function (GO): triacylglycerol lipase activity; acylglycerone-phosphate reductase (NADP+) activity
Source: RefSeq, a predicted model, not a curated record
AUGAGACUGCCCAGCGUUCUCAUCACCGGCUGCAGCGAUGGCGGGAUUGGGUCUGCCCUGGCCCUCGCCUUCCACAAACGAGGUUAUCACGUCUUCGCUACUGCCAGAGAUACCUCGAAGAUGGGCCUCCUGCGCGAUCUGGCGAACGCGACGUAUCUACAACUAGACGUGACGAAGCCCUAUCAGAUAGCCCUAGCGGUUGACGCUGUCCGGGAGCGCACUGACGGACGGCUCGACUUCCUCGUCAACAACGCCGGAUACACCCGGUUCAUGCCACUGCUGGACGAAGACCCCGAUGCUUGUCGCCAGCUCUUCGAGACCAACGUCUGGGGCGCUCUCGCCGUCACGCAGUCAUUCGCUCCACUGCUGAUCCGGGCGCGGGGCACGGUGAGCUUCAUUACCUCUAUUACAGGCCACUUCCAUCUACCGUUCAUGGGCGUCUACAAUGCGUCGAAAGCUUCCAUGGACCUAAUGGCUGAAACCCUUCGACUGGAACUCGCCCCAUUCGGCGUCAAAACCGUGUCUCUUAUCACCGGGGCCGUCGAGACUCGAGCGCUGGCAUUCUUCAACACCUGGUCCCUGCCUCCCGCGUCUAGGUAUAAACCCAUCGAGCCGGUGAUUACUGCUCGCGUUCGUGGCGUGGAGACCUUUCUCCAGACCCCUACCACGGAUUAUGCGGACCAGGUGGCAGAUAAGCUCAUCAACGGUACGUCGGGGAGGGUUUGGACGGGUGCCAAUUCCACGCUGAUGUGGUUGUUGGUGAAUUACGUGCCGGGGUGGAUUCAGGAUAGAGUAUUGUUCUUUAGGUCGGGGUUGGGCCGGAUCACUGCGCACAGAGAGUGA